AUGGCGACAAUGUUUACACUUCCAUCCCUUCCCGUGAGCCACCGGAAACUCCCCGGCUGGAUCCAGAGCAAGCCCAAGGUCUCAGUGCAUGAGAUUGUGCAACCCUAUAACGAAUAUGACGCGGUCGUACGCAAGCUCUUUGCUCAAGAGCCAUCUCAUUCCCUUCUCGAAGAUACUCAUCUCAAUGUUGUGCCUCUGUAUAACGAGCACGACAAGGCUGAUAUCCGCGUGCGAGCACGACAAGUCGAAUCGGAGUCUCCGCAAACGAAAGAGAAGUAUAUCAUACCGCUGAAAGAUGGAGAUCGCCGGCCCACCGGUUCCCCAGCAGUUGUUCCAAGCUUGCAGGAAUUCUCCAAAAACUUUACCAUCUUCUCUGAGGGCGCUCUGAGUGACCUCGACUGGUCGAAUGUGGUGGUCGCUGGAAGUGCUGUCGUGACUUGCUUACUACCCGUUCCUGAACAGUACAAUGACUCGAAACGUUCGCUGCGCAAGUUCUACCAUGAGAAGAUUGCGCCCGCAUCCGACGUUGAUCUUUUCCUGUAUGGGCUGGAUGAGCAGCAGGCCCUGGAUAAGAUCAGGCAGAUCGAAGAACGGAUCAAGAACACCAUCCUCUACGAGACGACCACGAUCAGAGCCAAGAACGCGAUCACAAUCGUCUCGCAGUAUCCAACCCGCCAUAUUCAGAUUGUCCUGCGGAUCUACAAGUCGGUAGCGGAAAUUCUGACGGGGUUCGAUGUAGACUGCUCCUGUGCCGCCUUUGAUGGGAGACAAGUCUAUGUCUCGCCCCGCGCCCUGGCGUCUUACAUUACGCAGAUUAACACCAUUGAUCUAACGAGACGCUCGCCAUCCUAUGAGAAUCGUCUUUCGAAGUAUUCUCAUCGUGGGUUUGAGAUCUUCUGGCCCGAUCUCGAUCGAUCACAAGUUGACCCGACUAUCUUCGAGCGAAGCUUUACAAGAGUAGUUGGCUUAGCGCGUUUGUUGGUCCUUGAGAGAUUACCCAAGCAAUCCGACCGAGACUCCUAUAUUGAACAAAGGCGAGAAGAACGUGGCCGGCCAGCACCCAAGGGCGACACAUGGUGGAAGAAUAAGCAACAUGGUGAUCUAAAGAGCGAUUGGGAAGAUGAGGUCCCGGAGUGGGAGGCUGAUGAGGUUGUCUCCUCGUACGAAACAUUCAGAAUCCCCUACGGGCCCAGGUAUAAUGCAAGGAGGAUCGAGCGGCUCAUCUACGCCAAGGACCUAUUACUUAAUGCCGAGUGGAACAAGAAAAAGGAGAGACAGGUGAACCUGCACCGGCAUCCUGCUUUCUUCGGGAAUGUGGACGAUGUAAUUCAAGACUGUUGCGGUUUCUGUCCGAAGCCGGUGACACCAGAAGACUUUGAAGUCGCAGGAAAGGAGAGUAAGAUUUAUGUCUCCGGGGAGGUCUCAUUCAUCAAGGAUGACCCGGGCCGACAAGAGAUCGGAAGUUUCAACCCGACUACAGAAACCGAUGAGACACUACUAACGUUUGAGACAGAUAUGGCUUAUUUUGGGCACACAGAAGUACUGUGUCAGGCUAUUGUGGACUGCGAUUUGGACAAGGUGCAGGAAUAUGUGUCGACAGACGCAAUGAGUAUAAACAGUCGCGAUUGUACGGGCAGGACACCGCUACAUUUAGCUUGCAUGACUUCAACGUCGUCGAUUGUACAAUGCCUUGUCGACCACGGCGCACGGCUUGUGUCAAGAUUAGCAGAUGGCCGGACCGCCCUGCACCUAGCCGCUGCUAGAGGGUCUGUCGAUAUGGUUCGUAUCUUACUCAGAAAAAGUGAGCAGAACGAAGAAGCAUGGGGCGCUCGCAAGACGCAGAUUGAUGAGGGGAAUGACCUUGGUUCUGCUGAAGAAUCAAAGUCUUGCACUUCUGGGUCUUUCGUUAAGGUCGAUGAGAGCCCUGAUCGGGAGAUCAACGAUCCUCUUUCGGUCGAAGACGCGGAGGAUGAACCUGAUAUCUACGACAUAAAUGCCGUCUCCUGGGAUAACCAUACCUCCGCUCUUCACCUGGCUAUCCUCAAUGGUCAUGCUGAAGUGGCCCAUGAGCUCGUAUCUUCCUUCGGGGCCGAUGUGCUUCUGCCAGUGAAGCUGGUUCAUGAUUAUAACAACAGCCCCAGAGCAGCUAUUUUGACUUUGGUCCUUGUGCUCAAUUUAGAACCUAAUCAGGCAGCUAGAAUGACCAAGACCCUUCUACAGCUGGGUGCUUCGCCAACACAAGCAGAUAUGGACAAUGCGACUCCGUUGACUUACAUGGCUAGCUCUCGGCAUAACAAUCUUCUUGAUGUCUUUUUGAUCUACAGUGGCCCCGCGACUCGAAAGGCAAUCAACUAUUUUACUUGCAAAUGUUGUUCCUGGUACCCCCAGAUUUAUUCUCCACUCCUUGCAUCGAUCAAUUUCAGGAACCUUGAAUAUGCCAAUAUGCUGCUACAGGCUGGGGCGAAUCCUUCCAUACUGUUUGAACAAUUUGUGAAACCUGGUCAAGGUGUAUACGAGCAGAUCCGGGAUGGCACAAAUCACAGACUCAAUGAGAUAUUCCGACACGGGUUGACACAGCCCGUGAUGUUAGCAGUUCAGCAGCAGUUACCUCUACUAGCUCUCAGCCUCUUAGAGCUUGGAGCAGACGCCAACACACUUACGCCGGCCUCAUACAAGGCUCAAGAUGAGGACCGGCGGCUGGCUAUCUAUGAGAGUGGAAUGUCUUUGCUAGACUGCGUUAAAGACAACCUCAAGGAACUACGUGCCCAUCUUGGAGACAAAUCACCAAAUGAACUCCAGCGGACUUAUAGCUUCAUGGAAGAUUAUCUAUCUGACCUCGUCGAGGAUACAUAUCAAUGGUGGGCGACAAGAAAUGUUGUAUGGAAUGCGAAAAGGCAGAAUUGUUCAAGGUCGCGCAGGGCCAAGCCCGACGAGACUUCACAGCAAAAAGGCCAGGCGGAAAAGGACCUAGCUGUUCAAGCGCUAAUCUGUGAUUAUGAGAAGCUGGAAGAAGCUUUGACUGCCAGAGGAGCAAAGCCUCUACGGGAAUUAUACCCGAAACUCCUAGCGAACGAGGAGGAUGCGACAGAGCCUGCUAAGCCUAAGCUUUUCAAGGCCAGGUUGACCUUCACCAACAUAAGAGACAUGACCGCGAAGAAACACAAGGCUUAUAUUGACCUAUUCCAAGCGGCUUGGGCUGGCGACUUGGAAACUGUCAAAUACCUCACCUUGACAAUUGGAGAUGCGGAACAUGACCAUCUGCCGUUACAGAUUGCUGUGCUCGAUCAGCAUGGGUUCUCUCCGUUCUCUAUCGCAGCCCUCCGUGGCCACCGCCAGCUGGCUAAGAUUGUUCUCGAGAUCGCACAAGCUCAGUACAAACUGGAAGAGCCAGAUGUUCACGAAGUCUACGACUUGGACAUGGAAGACGAAGAUAUGUCCUCCGAUGAAGACAGCGACAAUAUUCGUUUUCGCAAGGAUGUCGUCGACAACAGAUUCACUAUCGAGGACAUAGGCGAGGUGGCGGGACAAGUCAGGAGUGAGAUCUCCGCAUACGACAUGUUUCUUUGGAACUUUCAGGGAUCUAAGUUCCUGGCGGCUCAAAACAUCAGGGACGCGGAGGCCUUAGACAACGGUAGUGGUUUAUCUCAAGAUACAUCUGAAUGUCCAAAUGGCCUUGUCGAGUAUGCAAUCUGGGUCAAUGAUGUUGAGUUGCUACGUUUCCUUCUGAAGUUGGGUCAGGAGUUUGUCCAAGUCAAGACAUCGGGAGAUGCGAAGAUUUACAGAGUGACCAAUGGAGUCACACAGUUCGCGAUGCGCAAGGGACACACGGACUGUCUUGAAGAGUUGCUUCGCAACACGGGCGCUGAUCUACCUAUUGACAUUAUGCUUCAGUCAUGCGGCAUCGACAUCAAAAAGAAGCCCAAAUACUAUCAAGGGCUGUCCAUUCAUGGCAAAAAACGGGCAGACUGGGCGGCGGCGGGCAGAGGGAAUGAGACCUCACCCAGAACUAGCAACCACCCACUCCUUCUCGCUGCAUUUCAGGGAAACCUGAAAAGUGUUGAGUGGUAUCUAAGCUCAGCACCAGAAAGGCUGUACAGUGAAUUCAUCACCGAGCACGAACAAGAGCCGAGAUUGAAGUUGUUGGCCCAACAGGGAGAUAGAAUGACAGCUGCUCUCACAAAGUGGCUUUCGUCCAAGAAUCACCUUCUCCUACACUGUGCAGUGCUAUCAUAUACAACAGAGGACUCGACCAGCUUGGUUAAAUACCUCGUCCAGCGUGCUCCUCAAUAUCUAGAAACCAAGUCAGCCGGUGGUUACACUCCAUUAGCACUCGCAUUUGCCCUUCAUCGGACAGAAUUCGCCCAGAUCCUCAUCGAUGCAGGUGCAGAUCAAACCACCCGCGACAAAAAAGGCAACAACCUCAUCCACCUGGCGCUGUGCGACGCGCAAGUUCGUCCCCGCUUAGUAGAUGAUAACAUUGAACAGCUUCUCAAAUUGCUCGACGCGCGCCUCGCCUCUUCGUUGCUCACCGAACGUUCCUCCGACCACCCAGGGUCUCUCACCCCCUUUGCACGCUGGCUCCAUUCCUGUGGAAGUCGGAGACAUUAUGCCAGACCUAACUACGGUCGCAAGGUACCAGACAUCCUGGCCACUGCACGCUGCGUCCUCAAUUUCGCGCGCCCAAUCAACCAGAAAUUCCUGGAGAUGUUCGACGGCGCAGGCAAUACCCCGCUCCACGAAGCGGUUCGCUUCCAAUACCCCGGGCUGUUCAAGCUUUUGCUGGAGUAUAGACCCGAUCUGCUGUUCCGCGAGAACGCGGUGGGGAGUACACCUCUCGAGCUCGCGACCGAUAGCUGGGUGACCCAUGUAACCUCGCGCUGCCCUCCAAUACACCCGUCAGACCCGAGUCAAUCCGGAAUCCAGGACCCCGAGACGAAAUGGGUGUUUAACCGCUCGCCCGAGACCUUCGCCCCGGGAUACCGUGCCCCGGAACAUCCAAAAAUAACCAUUUACAAGAUCGCUCGUGAGCAGGCUGAUAGCAACCCUCGCAAGAGACGCUUAGUCAGUCUGAAUGAGGCCACAGAGGUAACGAAGAGACUUGCUUUGCGGAGUGAGAGGAAGGCCAAGGAUGAGAGUGAGGAUGAUGGCGAAGAUGUUGGUGAUGAAGUCACGCGUUAUUAUGGGAUGCGGGUCUGA
Aspergillus homomorphus CBS 101889 is the source of this 5196-nucleotide messenger RNA. RefSeq names its product ankyrin repeat protein. The record is from RefSeq and is a predicted model, not a curated record. Gene Ontology annotation, molecular function: protein binding. The coding region runs from base 1 to 5196 and encodes 1731 amino acids. NCBI's taxonomy places the organism in Eukaryota, Fungi, Ascomycota, Eurotiomycetes, Eurotiales, Aspergillaceae. The transcript has 6 exons.